AUGCGCGUUAGCUGGUUGUCAAAAGCCUUCGAGGUGCUCUCGUGGAGGGCGGUGGGGCUCGCGGGCCUGGAAGCGACCUGCGCCGCCCGCGCCACUCGCGCCGCCCGCGCCUCUCGCUUCCGCCGCGGCGGGCGCCACCGCAGCCGCUUCCGCUUCCGCCGACGUUACGGCGCCGGCGCCGCCGGCCGCGCGGCGGAAGACCGUUCCCUGGCCGCUCGCGCGGCGGAGAAAACGGACGCGCUUUCUUUAAUUACAUUUAUGCGCGCGUGCCGUUGGUUAGAGGUGUGCUUUUGCGUGUCGCAGACGCCGCUGUCGGGCAACGGCGACGGCGAGCAGCUGGACACGCGCGGCUGCCGCGUGGACGUGGCGGGCGACUACACUAAGAAGAAGCACGUGCUGCGCCUCAACACGCUCAGCGGCUCGGAGGUGCUGCUGCAGGCGGAGACGGCCGACGACAUGGAGUUGUGGCUGGGCGCCGUGCACCAGCGCGCCGACGCCUACGAGGAGGCGGGGCGCAAGGGCGGCGUGGCCGGGGAGCUGCCGCCGACGCCGCUGAGCGCGCCGGCGCCGGGGGCGGGGUCCGCGGGGGCGGGGCCCGGGGGCGCGCGCCUCAGCCCGCUGCCCGCGCACAAGGGCAUCGGCAUCCGCAACAAGUUCACGUCGUUCCGCAACCGCUCGCCCACCGGCCAGUCGCCCGUCAACAAGACGCGCAAGCCCAGCCAGACAGACCAGCUACCAUCACCAAAGAGCAAGACGUGGAAAGGGCGUGUUGCCAAGCAGUUGCGCAAAAUUCAGCAUGGAGCUGGUUCUCCAUCAUCUCCUACUGCUCCCCAUCCGGAGGGCUGCACCAUCGGAGUGCCUCUCGAACUCUGUCCUCCUUCAAACUUCAGUACAUUUGUGCCUCUAUUGGUGGAGCUGUGCACAAGUGUGGUGGAUUCCCGAGGCCUGGAUAUUGUUGGCAUUUAUAGAGUACCAGGGAACACAGCAGCAGUCUCUGCUUUAACAGAAUCUGUUAACAAGGGAUUUGAAGCUACUAGCCUCCAGGAUCCUCGAUGGAAUGAUGUGAAUGUGAUCUCAAGCUUAUUAAAGCUCUUUUUCCGAAGAUUGCCUAAUGCUCUUCUCACUUCAGAACUGUAUCCCCUUUUCAUUGAUGCAGACAAAGCAGAAGAUCCUAAUGAACGAAUUCUUACAAUUAAGAAACUAGUCCAUGAAUUGCCUGAACACCAUUUUGAGACUCUUCGCUACCUCUUGUUCCAUUUAAAGAAAGUGGUGGAGCACUGUGACUCCAAUAAAAUGGAAGCUCGAAAUUUAGCAAUUGUGUUUGGCCCCACACUAGUUAGAACUUCUGAUGACAAUAUGGUAACAAUGGUAACUGAUAUGUCGCAUCAGUGUCGAAUAGUGGAGUCUCUCAUUUCACAUGUUGACUGGUUUUUCUCUGAUGAGGAAGAUGCUCCUUGUAACUUUCCAUUCAGUAACCCUCAAGAUGUGCAAGAACUGGAAGCAUCCUCUACAAAUCAUAAUUUGCUGCUUAGUAACAUCCAAAAAGUAGAAGGCAUGAAGGCUGACUCGGCUAACAGGGACAUAAGCGCCAAAGAUAUAGUGUCAUCCAUCAUUUCUGCAGCCAAUCGUAAGAUGCAGAAAGCAAAGUCAAGGAAGGGAGGCACCCUGGUUGCCUCAGCCACACAGGAAGAGAGUCAUGAAGUGCUGGCUGAGCCAGUGGAGAGCGAGCCCAAGCAGGUCUCUGAGAGUAAACCCAAGCUCAGAGAGCCAGAGCCCUUGGCCCCUGUGGCCACUGCAGAAUCAGACGAAUCUCUGCACCAGCCCUCCUCUGCCGUGGCUUCCUCGAUCCGGGAGUCUGUGCUCUUGUCAGGCAGCAUUGUGAAGAGUCUUAAUUCAGGCCGAGAAGAAGGUGGCCUUGAAGAUGAAGCAUGCCCUGAGGACAGUUCUCCACGUGAGCCUUCACCUGGAGCGACACAAGAUGCCAACUCUAGUGGACCUUCGAUUCGUAGAUAUGUUGCUGGAGUGCCUUUAGCGGGAGAUGAUGCUGCAACGAUACGCACAUACACAGGCCUGUCGGCUACUACUCAGGAGAGGAUACGAAGGUUUGAGCUUGAAACAAAAGCAAUGCUGCAGCGUGAUCAGUCUCGCCACCGACAAGAACUGGAGCGACGAGAAGCCGAGAAGCGUCGAAUUGAGCAGGAAUGGCAGCAGGCAAAGCGUGACUUGGAAAGUGAAGAUUUGUUGGACAAACUUGCAGACAAUCCAGCUGACCUGUCAAGGAAAGGCGAUUCAGUAAGCAGGAUGCCUGCUCUGCUGAAACCUGCUCCAGGAACUGCACAGUUGCAAACUCCUACGCUUAGCGGAGGACAGGGCACAUCUGGGCCUCCUUCUCCAGCAGCUGCCCUUCUCACGAGGACUCUGCAACAGUAUCAGCAGCAACACGCAGAACCACCACCCAACCGAGAUGUGCUGAGCGGAUCUGAUGAAAGAGAUGGAAGUUCUUCUCUGCAAUCAUUCACUCAUACUCGUAAAGUUGGAGGCACUCAUUUCUUCCCCAGCAGUCCAGGGCCGAAAACAUCUCAACCUACUGCACUCUCCAGUAUGGCAGCAGUCAGCACUCUUGUGGAUGCGGGGUAUCCUCCUACAGCCAAGUCAGUGGCUCGCAGUGUGGAAUUAGCUGCUGCUCGAAGUGCCCAGGCCAGCAUGAGGAACUCUGUGCAUUCACCUUCUGGGCAGUCACGAGCUUCUGAACUCGAGGAAAACCCAACCAAGCCUUCUCAAGUAACAACAGCAGAUUCAAAAAGUAGCACAGCUUUAAGCUCCUCAUCGCAGCUCAAAAGGCUAAAGACUGGAAAUGAACAGGGCCCCACUCCAUCUCAGACAUAUGGAUCACUGCGUAGUGGUUCUCUCGACUCACUCCAGGAGGCUUAUACUAGUGAUCCAGCUACCAGACCUCAGAGUGAUGUAUCAGAAGAUGGGGGUGACCUGCUGGCAAGUUUGACUUCAACAUUCGACCGCAAGCUGAAGUCCUUGUUGACCACAAGUGUGUCAGAAGCAGCCUCCCCUUCUGACACAGUUGCGGAGACAUCUUUGGACACGGAACCUCUUCUGCGCCAUGAGGUGCCCCCAGCCCAAGAUCCUCUCGAGCAGGAGCGUGCAUCCCCAGCAUCAGCACCGUCACAGUCUGUGGCGUUGAAGGUCUCGGAGGCCAACGAGUCUGAAACUGAGUUCUGCUCCCCAAAGGCAGCAUUAGAGGACACAGGAGCCCCUUCUGAGGACCUCAUGGGGUCAAAGAGAAGCUCACCAUCUCUACCUCCAGCGUCUGCCCCCUCAGCGCCUCGCCGGAUGGCCGCCCUGGAGCGCCAGAGCAGGGUGGAGCAACAUCUGGAUGCUAUCGACAAUAAGCUGAAAGAACUGCAGAACUGUCGGUCUGAAGAGCGAGAAGACCUUCAAAAGAAAGUGAAAGAAAGUGCAUCAUUAAAUGAGAAAGAAGAGAAGUCUGUGGAAGAUAAAGAAACUGCCUCAUCGAAACUGAAGAGGUCAGAAUCACUUAGUAAGGCUGAAAAGUCGGAAUCGACAGUGAACACAAGGCUGAAACGUUCUGAAUCCCUAACAAAAGCAGAACGAGAAGACAUGGGGUUUUCUACUAGCAGAUUGAAACGAUCUGAGUCACUAACAAAAGCUGAGAAAGUUUCAAGUUCAAGUACAAAACUGAGGCGGUCAGAAUCUCUAACAAAAGCUGAGAGGUCUGAAUCACCUUCUAACAUGAAGCUCAAGAGGUCUGACUCUCUGACAAAAACUGAGAAGACUGAAUCAAACAAUAGUAAAAGAAAACAGGACUUACUUUUAAGCUCAGGGAUGGGUCGUGCAUCAAAUAGAGGCUGUAACAAAGAAAAGGAGAAUAUGGCAAUCAACCUCACUAAAUUGAAACGGAAGAAUGGAAUGCCAGAACGGUCUAUCAAACGAAGGCACACUGUGGGAGGCACCAAAGACUUUGAUAAGUUGAAUUGGUUGGAUAAUAGGCGACAGCAUCAACUGGAAGAGAAUGAAGCAUUGGCCACAAAUGCUCCUGUGAGCAACAAGGAGCGACAGUGCCUGCGAACCAGUUCUCCUGACCUCAGUUCUUCGCGUCUGGGAAACACUAUCAUGGGCCAUGAACGCUUCCUAAUAGAGAUUCGUAUGCUUAGUAGAGGGGGUGGUGUCAUGUCUGAAUUGAGGCACAACAUUGCUCACCCUCCUUCAUCUGGAAUGGGGCGUCCCCACAGUCUGCCUGAUCCAAAUUUAGCGUCACGCGUAUUUAAAGUUCCUUUGGAGUCCCAUGUGUAAUGGUAGGCAGAAUACCAGUUCAAGUUUUUAUUCUUAUGUGAUUAAAAGAACAAAAAUGAAAAUUUAAAAUGAAGUGUUUUUGGUUUCUAAUGUUCACAUUGAGAAGAGUGGGGUAGAGAUCAAAUACUUGCCUCCUUCUUUGUUUUUCAGCUGUUGAUUUAUGAUUGCAUCACCCUUGGUCCUGUUCAGACAGUGAAGUAUGACUGAACAUAAAUAAUAUCUGUACUUGUGUGUUCAUCAACUAUUGUCUGUGUUCAAGACUGAUCUCUGAUGUCAUUAAGAAACUAUUUGAGAUGCAUGCUCUCUGUAAAGAAAGAACAUCACUGCACAAGAUAUUUCCUGUGUAGAUUGUAGGGACUUCCUGACUCAAAGAGGAGAAGUACUUACGUGUUAAUUUGUGCAGCUGAAUUUGUAUAUUAUUUUCUGAAAGAAUUCAAGAUCUGUGAUUGUUGAACAAAAUCUGUCGUGAUACAGAUAUGUUAUAUAAACAGUGUAAAUGCAGGCUUUGUUGAUAAGUUUUUGUGAAAUGUGAUAAACUUUACAUGUAUGUGAGAGUGUGAAAAUGUAUAUAGCCCACAAUUUAUGUGAUAAUGAAAGUUUUCAAAUUUAUUUAUUCCAUUUGCAGAGAAUAAACUACAUACAUCACAAUGUGCAAUGUUUCAAUACUAAAGAAAGUAUCAGUUAAUUAAUGGUGUUGAUUCCAUUAUGUCCCAUAUCAGGACAUCAAGAAGGUGUCAGGAUACAAAAGAAUUGAAUAAAUGAGUUCCCUGUGCUUUAUCGUAGUGUGUAGCAAGUACAAAGAAUUGUAUUUUUCUUUUAAAUUGAUUUAGAAUUCCAUACUUGGUAUGCUUAAUUUUAUUUUAUUUUCAAUCUCAAGGAAGAGGAAGUAGAAGAUAUUAGAGCAAGAAGAUACAGUCUAAAUUCUCUUGGCAAUGGGCAUUUCAUUUCUUUUUAGUCUUCUUGCAGUGAAAUAAAAACAAAUAAAUUUGGAGUUUUAAUGUUAAAUAAGCUGUUCUGGAUUGAUGUAAAAAUGCUUUUGUGAUAAAUUGGUAUUUUGUUGUAUAUGUUGAAAAAAGUUUCGGGGAUGAAAAAGGGCAAAAUGGUACUAUUAAGUUCUAUCUGACCGUCCAGUAGAUUCAUGUUUGUUUUUGUGUAUUAUUCUGACAAACACGAGCUGGACCUUCCUGGUGCUUCUUUUUUUUUUAAUUUUGUUUUCGUACUCCAUUCUAUGUAUUACAUAUUUCUGUUCAUUCUAAAUAUUUUAUGUAUAUAAAAGAACAGAAUAUCUCGUAUAUAAACAAAGAGAGUAUGAUAUAAAUUUUUUAUGUUACAGGGUUGAGAUGGGUGAUAAAGAAAUGGAGUUUUUAAGAGUUUCCUUUGUAGAAAUCUUCAUAUAAUAGUUCAUUUACAUCAGAAAUCGAGAUAUUUUAGUGUAUGGUAUGACAGAGAAAAUUUCCAUGUAAAUAUACGGAACUCAGAUGAUGA
Messenger RNA from Gryllus bimaculatus (two-spotted cricket), 5811 nucleotides. NCBI's taxonomy places the organism in Eukaryota, Metazoa, Arthropoda, Insecta, Orthoptera, Gryllidae. The record is from the annotation of a GenBank genome assembly.